ACGGACAUUAGAGUGGGUUAGACUCCAGUGAAGAGCUGCUGAGAGAGCUGUGUACUCAGUGUGGUAUACAGGGCUAGUGUAGUGCUGGGUGUGGAGCUGUCAGUGGGCUGUGAACUCAGUGUUGUUUUACUAGUGAGAAUGUUGCUGACUUUUUGUCUUCUCUUCAUUGGGCUUCAUGUCUCUGAAGGUUGCACUCUGGUAAAAAAUGAACAUGGAUCCUUUAUCAAAGCCCAUAUAGGAGGGGCAGUCCUGCUGCCCUGCUACUGCACUGACCUACACACCACACCUGAAAGAUUCACAUGGAAGAAACUGGACACAACCAGAAGCACAUGGGAAGAGAUAUCCAUUGAGAGUGGUCAGUACAGAAACAGAGUUCAGCUGGUUUAUGGUCACUCUCCAGGAAAUCUCUCUCUACUCAUAUCACACCUGACUGAAGAGGAUGGAGGAGUGCACAGGUGUAACAUUACAGCAGAUGAACACACAGACAUCACACUCACUGUUGAAGGUUGCACUCUGGUAAAAAAUGAACAUGGAUCCUUUAUCAAAGCUCAUACAGGAGGGUCAGUCCUGCUGCCCUGCUACUGCACUGACCUACACAAAAAACCUGAGAGAUUCACAUGGAAGAAACUCAACAAAACCAGAAGCACAUGGGACGAGAUAUCCAUUGAAAGUGGUCGAUUAUUCCGUAUUUUCUUCAUCAUUAAUCCUGUUGUUCACUUGCUGGGAUACAGAGUAGACAUCUACCAGAGAGGAUGA
Messenger RNA from Colossoma macropomum (tambaqui), 756 nucleotides. RefSeq lists its product as uncharacterized. The transcript has 5 exons. Gene Ontology annotation, biological process: immune response; cell surface receptor signaling pathway; negative regulation of T cell proliferation. Bases 139 to 756 code for a protein of 205 amino acids. The record is from RefSeq and is a predicted model, not a curated record. Gene Ontology annotation, cellular component: external side of plasma membrane. NCBI's taxonomy places the organism in Eukaryota, Metazoa, Chordata, Actinopteri, Characiformes, Serrasalmidae.